CGUUCUCUCCAUCAUGGGUCGUCGGCGGACCCUCGCUAACAUCAACUCCCCGGAUUGGGGUAUCCGGAUGCAGGCUGAGAGGCAGGCUGUCAACUUUGUGGUCCAAGGUUCUGCUGCUGACCUCUGUAAGAUGGCCAUGAUCCGAAUCUUCAACCUGGUGUCCUCUUCCAGCUCGCUCUCCGCCAGGCUGGUAGCACAGCUCCACGAUGAGCUUCUGUACGAAGUGGAGGAAUCCCAGGUGGAACAGUUUGCAGGUCUGGUGAAGAGCACCAUGGAGUCCCUGCAGCACAUCGACCAUCUAGGAGUCCAUCUUAAGGUCCCCCUGAAGGUGGCAGUCUCCAGUGGAAAGUCGUGGGGAUCCAUGUCUGAGCUCAUCAUCCCUCCCUCUGCUUCUCUUUGAGACCCCCAACCUCCUUUUUACUCCCUUAAUGCUUCUAUCACCACUCUGCCUUAAACAAAAAAAGAUAUACUUUUCUUGCACUGCUCCCUGCCCCUCUUGUUACAUUUGCCUGCCUCUCUUCGUCUCUCUCCUAAUCUUUUUUGCUUGUCCUGCACCCACAUCGCUAUGGAAACCAGGCAGCUGCAGCUCUUUCCUGCUCCCAGUUCUUGCUUUCACUCUAUCCGUAUCCGGGGGCAACGGUAGGAGACUGGAUUGCUCUCCUCCAUCCUCCAUCCUGUUUUCACACUCUCUUAUUCAGCCCGACGCUUGUUGCCAAGGUGAAUACCUACGUUUGAGAGUGCCUGAUAUUUAUUAGUUCAUCAAAUGGUUAUUAAUAUAAUGUUUAAUAGUGUACUGUGUUCUAUACUGUGAAAACGUCCUUGUAUUUAUUUGUGUAAUGCUUUCUAA
Messenger RNA from Notothenia coriiceps (black rockcod), 847 nucleotides. Its product is annotated as DNA polymerase nu-like. The transcript is spliced from 5 exons. Gene Ontology annotation, molecular function: DNA-directed DNA polymerase activity; DNA binding. The coding region runs from base 14 to 400 and encodes 128 amino acids. Gene Ontology annotation, biological process: DNA-templated DNA replication; double-strand break repair. NCBI's taxonomy places the organism in Eukaryota, Metazoa, Chordata, Actinopteri, Perciformes, Nototheniidae. The record is from RefSeq and is a predicted model, not a curated record.